UACAUUACAACACUGUCAAAGUACAACCAGAGAUACGCCAUAAGGAAACAUCAAUAACAGAAGAUGAGAAGGAAAUUAUCUUUUACACCAGCAGUCUACAGUAUAGAUGUUCAUUUGAUGCCAUGGAAAACACACACUAUAAAACAAACUGGUAUAUAAACGGAACCUUUCAAGUACAGACGGGACCUUCUUCCAAUAUAGACGACAUGGUAUUGAAAGAGAAAUAUCUUACAAGUUUGAAACACGGAUACGAGGUCCGGUGUGGUGUAUUUCCUGCAGAUGAAAACGAGACAAUGGAAGCUUCGAGUGAUACUUUUUAUGCCGGAUGGAAGAUAUCAAACAAAGAUAUCUUACUGAGUAAAAGUGGAGUUACUUCUAUAACAAUCGAGCAAACAAUUCCCUUAGGAUGUGACUACAGAGCUGAUAAUGAAGCAAACUGCCUAGAAACAAUAUCUUUCGAGGACAUUAUAGAUAAUUUAGAUGACUGCGGCGGUCGAAUAGAAGUAAAAAGCUCCGAUGAUCCAAGUAAACCGUUUCUAGAAAUAAAGAGUUUGGUAAAAGGUGAGAUAUGGACAAAGAAAAAGUAUACAGCACUAUUUUCAUCUAUAGACAGCGAUUAUGAUGAUAAGACCGCUUUUGACCUUCAAUUAAAAUUGACGUACAACAGCCUUGAUGACCCCGGAAUAGCUGUAACACCAUCGGUAAUUGGUGAAAUUCAUGUGGAUAUAACGGACGUAAACAGACACUGGAGUAAAAGAUGUUAUUCGCACGUGGACCCGCAUAUGAAAACUGUAGACGGCAUACAUUACGAGGCACAGAGAGAAGGGGACUACAUGUUGUACUGGAAUGACAAAUUUCAAACAGAGGUACAAACAUCUGCAAGAUAUUGCUGGCACGGAUACAAGGGUGGUCCAGUUUGUGCUUGUGGAAUAGCAAUAGCUGUUGGUGCCGAUCUUUUUGUCAUCAAUAGAUGUCAUGAUAAACCUUUCAAGUUUGAUCUUUCGUGCGGAGAUGGUGGACUUAUUGAUAUUGAACAUAUCAACGAUUACAGAUAUCUGGUUCGAACACCAAUCGGUACAAUCAUUGAAAUACUUUUAUGGGGUAACGUAAUGAACAUUGAUGUGUACAUGUCUGCCAAAGAUUUUGGAAAUGUAGCUGGACUUUGUGGAAACUUUGACGGGGAUAGAUCUAAUGAUCUAGAACAUAGAGACGGAACUAUUUCUGAUGAUAACAACAGAAGUUAUAAAUUUGCUGAUAGCUGGAGAUUGACUGAUGAAGAAAAUUUGUUUAUAAACGCAAAACGUAAACGUGAUCACUGGAAUGUAAAUAAUGUUGGCAAGAAAUGUGCAAGAGCAAAUUCAAUAACAAGCAAAAAAUGUAAGAUCAGCAGAAGGCAAAGAAGAUCAGUUCCUGAACACUCAGAAAUGAAAAUGAGUACUCAUUAUCAACACUUGAUGUCGCGUAAAAAGAGAGCCACAAACAGUUUUACUGAGGACGAGGCAUUUCAGCUUUGUAAUCAUUCAAUCUAUACAACACCAGCAGUCAAAGAAUUUCCAGAUCAUCUCGCCGAAGAAGAUCCAGAUAUAGUCGUAGAACAAUGUGUUUAUGACUUGACGCAAGGAAACGACACAGCUUGGAUUGAUGCACACGUGACUAUUCUAAACAAUGCUGCCGAUACAAUUCUCAGAAUGAGCCCAGUGUAUGUCGCUAAUAACACAGAUAAAGUAAACUCGUUUCGUAGUGAAAUUUGCAUGAAUAAUUGCAGUGGAAACGGAAUUUGUACAGACACAGGUCUUUGUGCAUGCAAUGGAAUAUUUCGAGGACCUGAUUGCAGUAUAGACAUCAGAAUUCCACCUGUUGUGUUUGUAAUAGAAGGGGACGGUGUGUGUACAAUAACGGAUGAGGACGACUGCACAUGUUUUCAAAUAAGCACAGACAACAUAUUUGAUGGUUUUAUGUGCAACAUCACCGAAUAUAAGGUAUAUUCCAAUGGUUCACGUAUGGAAGGAAAUACAUCAGUAGGUCUUGGUUAUUACGAGGAUAUCUUUACUGGCGAGUGCUGUGUUCAAACGGCGACAAUGAAUAGCUCUUUCGAUUUAAAUCACGAUACCGACAAAUUGUCUGUCAUAAUGUACGAGCUCUCUAUCAGCAAUGAUGGUGAAAAUUAUGGGGAUGCCAACCCUGUAUAUAUCUAUGAUAUAAUAUGUCUUGAACAUGUUGAGAUAAAUGAUGCAGUUACAUUCAGGCUAAAGAAUAGCUUUUGCUUCAUCGCUGCUACGUGCAUUGCUCAGAAUUUCAAAGUAUUCGACAAUGAUACAUGCUUUACCUGUGAUCCUUCAAACGACCCUUACGGUUGGACGAAAUAUGAUUGUGAAGACUCAGGUACGGGAUUAGGAACAGGGGCUAUUGUAGGAAUCGUCAUUGGCUCAUCAAUCAUUGUUGUAGUAGCAGGUGUGCUGAUAUAUGUGUUUGUAUCCAAAGUUUUAAAGAAACACAGUUCAUCAAUCGGCGUUCAACCAAAGACAUGGGUGUCAGAUGAUGAUUUACAUAGAAAGAAAAUGCAAAUGAAUGGCAACCUAACAAGAUUUCUCAAUCCAGCUAAACCAAAAUUUCAACAGAACGUAAUGAUCGGAGCAGCACAUCAAAUUCACCAAGGUGCAAAGGAUAUCUCAACUAGAGAAACCGAUAUGAUCAAUAGAGAGAUCGACAAUUAUGAAAGCGAAAGUGGGCAACACUCUGCAACACCAAACAAUUCAAAGCCAAAAAGGGACAUUUCGUAUAUAGAUAUUGAAUUGGACUAAAAUAAAGUCCGCAUGACAAUACAAAAAUGAAUGAAUGUACAGUCUAUUUCUAAGAGGUGUAUUACCGAAUGUUAACAAGCUUGCAGAAACCAUUUUUUUUACUGAUGACAUUUCAUAACGAUUGCAAUGUUAUGCAUAAAUAACGUUAGUUUGUAGAGGGUUUUGGAUAGAUUUCCUUGCACAUUAUUUUAUACUAGUAUUUAUAUUAUUGCCAAAUUAAUCGUUAUAAUAUUGAUUCAUACCAUGGGAAUGUCUACUAAAAAUCAUUUUCAAGUAGUAACUAACGUUUAGAUUGUUUUGUUUUAUUUUCAAGUAGAAACUGACGCUAAAAUUGUUUUGUUUUCAACAUCUACCUAUUUUUAUUGAAAGUAUCUUGUAAUGUGUGCAAAAGCAUGCAAAAAUCUUGUUGGGUUAUAGAAUAUGUAUGUUAGUAUUCCGAAUUCCUUAUCUAGUACUUCAAAUAUUCAUCAUUAAUCUAAUUGUUUGUUGUUG
This is a messenger RNA of Ruditapes philippinarum (Manila clam), 3293 nucleotides long. RefSeq lists its product as uncharacterized. The transcript has 18 exons. The record is from RefSeq and is a predicted model, not a curated record. NCBI's taxonomy places the organism in Eukaryota, Metazoa, Mollusca, Bivalvia, Venerida, Veneridae. The annotation marks the transcript as partial.